UUACAUCAUUAGAUGAUAGUCUUUCAGCUAGAAAUUUACGGAUGAAUGAAGUUCUUGGAAGGAUUGCAUCUACAGCUCAAGAGUUGGCUCAUUAUCACUCUGGGGAUGAUCCAAAACAGCGUGAAUGCCAUACACUCGGAUGGAUUCUAGAGUAGAUGCAAUAGAGAGGAGUUUGGGUGCAUUAGAAGAAGGAAUGAUGAGGAUGGCAGGAGAACGGGAGCAGAGUGAGAGAAAGGUAAGUGGAGUUAUGGAGGAGAUGGCUCAGAAAAGGAAACGAUUAGAGAAGCUAGACUUAUUGGAAAGCAUGAUAGCACAGUUGCUAAAGGGAAAAGUUAAUGAAACAGAAUCAGAAGGGAUAUCAGCCUCUCCAUUGCAAUAUACACAUUCGGGACAAACAUCUAGCCAGCGCAACCAGGUCCCUUUGGUAGUCACGGACGAUUUACAAGUUACUGCCAAAAAAGUGGAGCUACCUAAUUUCGAUGGACAAGAUCCUGUAGGGUGGUUGGCUCGAGCUGACCAAUAUUUUUCCGCUCAUCAAACCCCUGUGGAGACGAAAGUUCCUUUGGCUCUGGUUUGUAUGGAAGGUGUUGCAUUACAUUGGGUACGUUGGUUGAAACAAUUAUCAGUGGAAUUGUUGCAAAGGUUUGGGGGAGAUGCUUUUGCUAGCCCUUAUGAAAGGUUGGCAACUGUUCGUCAAGAUGGGUCAGUAGAUGAUUUUAUUGAUGAAUUUGUGGCAAGAGCGGCACAAGUUCUUGGAAUUACAGACCAGUUUUAUAUUGGGUUUUUCUUGAAUGGAUUAAAGGCAGAAAUAAGAGUAAGGAUUCGAUCCCAGGAUACCGGAGACAUUUUUCGAUUGAUGACUCUGGCUCGAGAAGUUGAAAGAGAGCUCUUGCACACUGGAAUGACAAAGACUGUUGGUGAGAAAUCACCAGAUGCAGGAGGACGAUGGAGCUUUGGUUCUGGGCCAAGUUAUAAAGCUGGAGGCCUAGGCUUUUCUAAACAAGCCCAACAACAAUUUAAGGCUCAGACUGAUUGGGUAGGGGCAACUAAAGAGAAAGUUCAGUCCAAAGUUGGGAAUAUUGCACAGAAAGAGAUCCAAAGAUUGCCAGCUCCACCAUUAACGCAAAACAAGAGUCAGCAGCAAUUCUCCAACAAAAGUAGAGGAACUCGUCAUCUUUCCCACCAGGAAUUUGAUGAAUUACGAAUGAAGGGACUGUGCUAUCAUUGCAAGCAGCCGUAUCAUCCUAUGCAUGAAUGCCCAAAGAAAACGUUACGAGUAAUCAUUGUUGGAGAUGACGAGGAAGCAUCGGAAGAAGGCGAAUCAGUGGACGGGGAAGCUAAUCAGAGUCCUAUGAUAAUCAUAGAGGUGGAUGAUGGCCAAAUUACUCAAUUGGAACUGCCUUUAUUUUCGGUAGGUGGAAUUUCUCGACCGAUGACAAUGAAAAUUCGAGGAAGGUUGAAGGGGCAUGAAUUGACAGUGAUGGUGGAUAGUGGGGCGAGCCACAAUUUCAUAGCAAAUAAUCUGGUGACUCAGUUAGGAUUACCUGUUCAAUUCACUCCCACUUUUGGAGUAAAACUGGGCGAUGGUCAUAGGUCUGAAUCACGCGGUAUGUGUACUUAUUUGGUUGUGAAAUUCGGAUCUUUCAAUAUUCAAACUGAUUGCUACUUAUUUCCUUUGGGGGGUGUGGAUAUGCUUUUGGGAAUUGCAUGGCUUGAGACACUGGGUGACGUGAAGGUUAAUUGGGCAAAAAUGACAAUGUACUUUAAUCACAAUGGAUCAAUAGUAUCGUUGACAGGGGAUUCUUCAUUAACUAGAGCUCUGGCUUCUGUGUCUUCUAUUGAAAAAUUAGAUGAUGUUGAAUAUUAUACACUACUCUGGGAAGCUUCACCAGAGAUGAGACUCACUCUUACAGAUGCCAAUUUGGAAAGGGAAAAACAGGAUCAGCUACGGGUCCUACUAGAACAGUUUCAGCCAGUGUUUAAUGACAAUUUUGGUUUGCCUUCAUAUAGGCCAACAGACCAUCGAAUUCCGUUAUUGCCGGGUAUUGCUCCAAUUAGUGUGCGUCCUUAUCGCUAUGCUCAUGGACAAAAAGAUGAAAUUCAGAAAUUGGUUGCUGAGAUGUUAUCUGCGGGAAUUAUCCAACCUAGUUCAAGUCCUUUUUCAAGUCCCAUAUUAUUAGUGAGAAAGAAAGAUGGUAGUUGGAGGUUUUGCGUGGACUACAGGGCUUUAAACAAGGUUACUGUGCCUGAUAAAUAUCCAAUUCCAGUCAUACAAGAGAUGUUGGAUGAGUUACAUGGAGCUAUGUAUUUUUCAAAGGUUGAUCUUCGUGCUAGGUAUCAUCAAAUUCGGGUACACAAGGCUGAUGUUCCUAAGAUUGCGUUCUGCACUCAUUCGGGGCAUUACGAAUUUUUAGUCAUGCCAUUUGGCCUUACUAAUGCCCUUGCCACCUUCCAAGCCACCAUGAAUGACUUAUUUCGACCAUACUUGUGA
Molecule: messenger RNA, 2491 nt
Organism: Hevea brasiliensis (rubber tree)
Lineage: Eukaryota; Viridiplantae; Streptophyta; Magnoliopsida; Malpighiales; Euphorbiaceae
Product: AUGMIN subunit 3
Exons: 3
Coding region: 125-2491 (788 amino acids)
Biological process (GO): centrosome cycle; spindle assembly
Cellular component (GO): centrosome; HAUS complex; mitotic spindle
Source: RefSeq, a predicted model, not a curated record